Molecule: messenger RNA, 560 nt
Organism: Pleuronectes platessa (European plaice)
Lineage: Eukaryota; Metazoa; Chordata; Actinopteri; Pleuronectiformes; Pleuronectidae
Product: chemokine-like protein TAFA-4
Exons: 4
Coding region: 1-408 (135 amino acids)
Molecular function (GO): receptor ligand activity
Source: RefSeq, a predicted model, not a curated record
AUGAAGCUGAGCUCACCGGCUCGGCCUUUACACUGGGGUCUCCUGCUCCUCUGGAUAGUGAGCCUCUGCAGCCGGGGACAGUCCAUUGGCAACCAAAGCUCCAGAGGACAGACAGGGUCAUCGCAGGAGAGGACGGGGACGUGUGAAGUGGUGGCGGCUCAUCGCUGCUGCAACAAGAACAAGAUUGAGGAACGCUCUCAAACAGUCAAGUGCUCGUGCUUCCCAGGACAGGUGGCGGGGACAACAAGGGCUCGGCCCUCUUGUGUUGAUGCCUCCGUUGUGCGUCAGAAGUGGUGGUGUAAAAUGGAGCCGUGUCUGGAGGGGGAGGAGUGCCGAGUUCUCCCUGACCUCACCGGCUGGUCGUGUAUCUCCGGGUACAAAGUGAAGACCACAAAGGUGGCGCGGUAGCCAGACGGAGGAUCCAUCUAAUUGGUCCGAGCCCGUCCCGGCCCCGCAGCCGUCACCUCACCACCUCUGGACGCCGAGGACAGUGGACCCCCCGUCACACAGAGCAAAGAACAAUAUAUAGAUUUAAUUAGAUAUCUGCUGGCUGAGUUUUA